GAUGAUGAUGAUGAUGGUGCUAGCAAUCCUCGAGCAGCCUAGCUGUGUGGAACUAGCGUGCUACCAAACUGAAAGGAGUGUGUAUUGGGGACAGCACAAUGAGGGACAUUAUGAACUAUUAUAUACUUAUUCCACUACAGCGUAUUGACAACAUUUUCGGGAGCUAGUGGCGUCCUUUUCCUCACAGAAGCGGGACUGUCCCGAGCCUCGGUGUCAUUGCUUGGAUGGACUAAGGUUAGAGAGCUAGCACCGCUGGCUGAGACUUCAAGAGCGGGCACGAAUGGGAUUUUAAGACAGCUAGCCGAUGCUAAUGUUUGUGCUGGCUGAGUGGCUUCGCGGCUAACCGGGUGGCGUUAGUUAUCUGACACAGUUAGUUGACAUCGCUCAUCUGAUAAUUACCAGCCUCUGAAAGGAACAGAUUUGCUGGCACAACCAUGCCUCCCAGGCCUUCUUCGGGAGAACUAUGGGGGAUGCACUUGAUGCCCCCCAGCAUCCUAGUGGACUGCCUCUUGCCAAAUGGCAUGAUUCUUACAUUGGAGUGCCUCCGGGAGGCCACGCUGAUCACAGUCAAGCAUGAGCUUUUCAAAGAGGCCAGGAAGUACCCUCUAUACCAUCUGCUGCAAGAGGAGAGCUCCUACAUCUUUGUCAGCGUCACUCAGGAGGCAGAGCGGGAGGAAUUUUAUGAUGAGACCCGGAGGUUGUGUGAUCUUAGACUCUUCCAAGCCUUUCUCAAAGUUAUUGAGCCAGUGGGCAACAGAGAAGAGAAAAUUCUCAACCGUGAGAUAGGUUUUGCUAUUGGAAUGCCUAUAUGUGAGUUUGAUGUGGUGAAAGAUUCAGAAGUUCAGGACUUCAGGAGGAACAUUUUAAAUGUUUGCAAAGAAGCUGUGGACCUCCGAGACAACAACGGACCACACAGUAGAGCUUUGUACGUGUACCCUCCAAAUGUAGAAUCCUCAGUAGAACUUCCCCGACACAUCUACAACAAACUAGAUAAAGGUCAAAUCAUAGUCGUCAUUUGGGUUAUUGUGUCACCCAGCAAUGACAAACAGAAGUAUACCCUAAAAAUCAACCAUGACUAUGUGCCAGAGCAGGUAAUAGCAGAAGCCAUUCGUAAGAAGACACGCAGCAUGCUGCUCUCUCAGGAGCAGUUGAAGAUGUGUGUGCAGGAGUAUCAGGGAAAAUACAUCCUCAAAGUCUGUGGCUGUGAUGAGUACUUACUGGAGAAAUACCCUCUGAGUCAGUACAAGUAUGUGCGCAGCUGUAUCAUGCUGGGACGGAUGCCCAACCUGAUGCUAAUGUCAAAAGACAGCUUGUACUCUCAGUUACCCAUGGACAAUUUCACCAUGCCAUCAUAUGCAAGGCGAAUAUCUACAGCGACACCUUACAUGAAUGGGGAAACAGCCACCAAGUCUCUGUGGACUAUAAACGGAACACUAAGGAUCAGGAUAUUGUGCGCCACAUACGUCAAUGUCAAUAUCAGAGACAUUGACAAGAUCUACGUCAGGACCGGGAUAUACCACGGUGGAGAGCAGUUAUGUGACAAUGUCAACACUCAGCGGGUGCCCUGUUCAAACCCUAGGUGGAAUGAGUGGCUUAACUACGACAUGUACAUUCCAGACAUCCCCAGUGCUGCAAGACUCUGCCUCUCCAUCUGCUCUGUGAAGGGGAGGAAGGGUGCUAAAGAGGAGCACUGUCCUCUGGCCUGGGGCAAUAUCAACUUGUUUGACUAUACCCACACAUUAGUAGCAGGAAAGAUGGCUCUCAACCUUUGGCCUGUCCCACACGGUUUGGAGGACCUGUUAAACCCUAUCGGCGUCACAGGUUCCAACCCCAACAAGGAAACCCCUUGUCUUGAACUGGAGUUUGACCAUUUCAGUUGCCCUGUCAAGUUCCCAGAUAUGACCACCAUUGAGGAUCAUGCAAACUGGAAUAUAUCCAGAGAGUUAGGUUUCAAUUACUGCCACACUGGUUUGAGUAACAGACUGGCACGUGACAACCCCCUGACUGACAGCGAUAAUGAGCAGCUACGACUGGUAUGCAACAGAGACCCGCUGUCUGAAAUCACUGAGCAGGAGAAAGACUUUCUGUGGAGGCACAGACAAGACUGUGUCAACAUGCCAGAGAUCCUUCCAAAGAUCCUGUUGGCUGUGAAAUGGAACUCCAGAGAUGAGGUUGCACAGAUGUAUUGCCUUCUGAAGGACUGGCCUGCUAUCAAGCCAGAACAAGCCAUGGAGUUGCUGGAUUGCAACUUCCCCGAUCCCAUGAUCAGAGAGUUUGCCGUGAAGUGCCUUGAGAAAUAUCUAACGGAUGACAAACUUUCUCAAUAUCUCAUUCAACUAGUUCAGGUUCUAAAGUAUGAGCAGUACCUUGAUAACCCACUUGCACGCUUCUUGCUGAAAAAGGCAUUAACCAAUCAAAGGAUAGGACAUUUCUUCUUCUGGCAUUUAAAGUCAGAGAUGCACAACAAGACGGUGAGCCAGCGGUUUGGCCUGCUGCUGGAAUCGUACUGCCGGGCCUGUGGCAUGUAUCUGAAGCACCUGGGCAGACAGGUGGAGGCCAUGGAGAAACUUAUCAAUCUCACUGAACUCCUCAAACAGGAGAAAAAAGAUGAGGCACAGAAGGUUCAAAUGAAGUUUCUGGUGGAGCAGAUGAGAAGACCUGACUACAUGGAUGCACUACAAAGCUUCACCUCCCCACUGAAUCCUGCUCAUCAGCUGGGAAACCUGCGCCUGGAGGAAUGCAGGAUGAUGUCAUCAGCCAAGCGACCUCUAUGGCUUAAUUGGGAAAACCCAGAUAUGAUGUCAGAGUUGCUCUUUCAGAACAAUGAAAUCAUCUUCAAAAAUGGAGAUGAUCUGAGGCAGGACAUGCUGACACUGCAGAUCAUUAGGAUAAUGGAGAACAUCUGGCAGAACCAAGGCCUUGAUCUCAGGAUGCUGCCGUACGGUUGCCUCUCAAUCGGCGACUGCGUCGGGUUGAUCGAGGUGGUGAGGAACUCUCACACCAUCAUGCAGAUCCAGUGUAAAGGAGGCCUGAAGGGGGCACUGCAGUUCAACAGCCACACACUGCAUCAGUGGCUUAAAGAUAAGAACAAGGGAGAGAUGUAUGACCAGGCCAUAGAUCUGUUCACACGUUCAUGUGCAGGCUACUGUGUAGCCACAUUUAUCCUGGGAAUAGGAGACAGACACAAUAGCAACAUUAUGGUCAAAGAUGAUGGACAGCUGUUCCACAUAGACUUCGGCCAUUUCCUUGACCACAAAAAGAAGAAAUUUGGGUAUAAGAGGGAACGGGUGCCCUUUGUGCUUACUCAGGACUUCUUGAUCGUCAUCAGCAAAGGAACUCAAGAGUGCACCAAAACAAGGGAGUUCGAAAGGUUCCAGGAAAUGUGUUACAAAGCGUACCUGGCGAUCCGGCAGCAUGCCAACCUCUUCAUUAAUCUCUUCUCCAUGAUGCUGGGCUCCGGCAUGCCAGAGUUGCAGUCAUUUGACGACAUUGCUUACAUCAGGAAGACCCUGGCCCUGGACAAGACCGAGCAAGAGGCCCUUGACUACUUCAUGAAGCAGAUGAACGAUGCUCACCAUGGUGGCUGGACUACUAAAAUGGACUGGAUCUUUCACACAAUCCGCCAGCACGCCAUGAACUAAAAGAGCAUCUAAGGAGAGUGAGAAGUAAUAGCCUGGGGCAACAAUAGCACAUAAUAACCAAAAGAGGAUGGAGAAGCUAGAAAAGUAUUUUCCCAAACACACCAAGACCUGGUUAAUAUUUCUGCCAGCAUUUGACUCUGAAAUAUGAUGUUCCGGUGAACCACAGAAUGACUGUGGUCAGAAGGGCCUAUUUCAGGGACAUAAUGCCUAAAGGCUCCUGUUUUACAGGUGUCCUAAUGUCUUCUCCCUCCACUAUGAACUCAACAAGGCAGGGCGCAGUUAUAUUUUUUAUCUGUCUUCUUCAUAGGAACUCAAUAAGUACUACACCUAUACGUUGACUGUCUUCAUGCUAACAAUACGGACACAUAUUUAUGUUCUAAAAUGUCUUUCAAAACAUCUACAUCCAUUAGCAUUACGACAGGAGCAUCUCAAAGUGGUUUACCAUGAGCACAGCUGGCUUUUCCUAAAGAUGAACUGACUGUUGAUUUACACGACCUAAUUUUGAAGACGCAUGUAGCCAGGCCGGCAGACAAACAUCACUUAAAGUCCAAGACUGACAGAGGACCUGUUGUUGUUGAAAGUACUUAGCUAGCAUUUAACACUUUUGAAGCAACUGAAACGACUUAUUUGUAGCCCACAGAUGAUGUGUCCUCAGUUCAGAAAACACACCACCACCUAACUGACCUUUGUACAGAGAUAUAUUCAAAGACUUGUUUGCAUUUGGUGCACAUAUUCCUUUUUGAUUCUAUUUUCUACUGAGCCAAAGUACUACAUGUGCAACCCCCACUUCUCAGCAGUCGUAUCGUCAAAAAAGAAAAAAAGUCAGUACUAUUCCAAGUCUUGUGUACUCAUGGCACUGAUCUCUGCAGUAUUUGUUGUGUUUUGUCUAUCAGUAUUACUUUGUGCUGGACGACGCUGACGUCCAGCAACAACCCCACUGUGCAGGUGGAUCGUGGAACGUGCAGAAAUGUUUAAUGAUGGCCAGCUGAGUGGCAUGCUAUGAAUUGGCCUUUUGCCAUUCAGCUGUUUAAGGCAAGAAAUGCAGGGGGAAAGGAUGUUUAAUCUUUCUUUUGGGUGCUGUGCUGUUACACUAUGCAAGUUGUGAUCCUAAUAUGUACUGUAUACAAAAAAAAAAGAGCGGAAGUCCGAGUAGAGCAGAGACAUACACACACAGAGAGAAGUGUGCCUGAACGUAGUACCGAGAGUACAUGGAAGAAAAAAAAAAAAGCAAUGCUCCACUGGAACAGUAUUGUCUACUUCCUAACAAAAGAACACUAAGAGACGCCUUUGGACCCUGCCUUUUGCUUCUCGCCCAGGUUUCUGUGUGGAGCUCCAAUCGAAGCCAUCUGUAAAAUACUUAGAAAUGUUGAGUUUUGCUCCCGUCUUCUUCUUGAUCUCAUUUACUCAAGAUAAUUUGAGACAUCAUCACAUGUACCACAUGGAUCCAGAUGGCAACAGCCAGGUCUGUGACUGUCACCCUUACAUGUGGAAGAAUAGUGCAGAUUUCUUCACUGCACAGACACAUACUGUAUGCUGGAGGUCAGUAAAUGUUCUUCCAGCUUUACCAAAAUGACACCCGACAGGGUGGUUUCCUGGUCACACAAGUGUCAUUUUUGAUAAAAACUUCUGUUCAUGCUAUGAAAACCAUCAGUGAAACCGAUCCUAUUGAGAUGCAUGUGCUUCUGUACAGGAGACAGAGCAGCGGGCCGGACCCAAACUAAGAAAGCUAGACCCCAUUUACUUUAUGAAAUAACUGUCUAAAAGGAUGCUGUUUCCCUGUAUACUCAACACUUGUUAUAAUUCUUUUCUGUUUCUUACACUGCAUUAUGCAUGAGGUCCUUGAAUAUCUCUCUUUUUUUUAUUUGACCUGAUGUUGUUUACUUGAAUUUCACGUAUAGAAAUGUCCUUGUUACUUGUGUGGGGUACAACAAAGUCACAAUGAAGGUAACAGAUACUGCUACUACAUGUGCAAAUGCUUUCCUUGAAUAACUACAGAGGUAAUAUAUUUUUGUAUUUUUAAAUGUAAGCAAACUCAUAUAUGUAACCGCUAACCAAAUGAAACGGAGCAAUCACGCAUAACAUGCACCAUAGGUAUAUGAAACCCAGUAGACAGCUUCUAGUUGUUGAAAUAAUAUGAAUGACACAGUAGAGGUGAACUGUUGAAUGAAGGACGUGGAGUUGAUGCUGUUGUGAGAGUUUGGUUGUCGUGUCUCACAGAGACAUUUCCUGACCUGUAAGCACAAUGGGGAGGAAGACACUACCCUGCAUGUUUUGAACAGAACCAUAUUCAUGUUAGUUAUCUGUCCAUCUGUAUAUAUCAUAAAAACCUUCAAAUAAGUUUUUAGUCAUCAUAUGGCCAUGUCUGAUAAUAAACUGUAUGCAUUCAUUUAUUUUAUCGUACUGUUGAAUAAAUACAUUUUCCUUAUCUAAA
Messenger RNA from Solea solea (common sole), 6072 nucleotides. RefSeq names its product phosphatidylinositol 4,5-bisphosphate 3-kinase catalytic subunit alpha isoform. The record is from RefSeq and is a predicted model, not a curated record. The transcript is spliced from 21 exons. Gene Ontology annotation, biological process: phosphatidylinositol-3-phosphate biosynthetic process; cell migration; phosphatidylinositol 3-kinase/protein kinase B signal transduction. Gene Ontology annotation, molecular function: 1-phosphatidylinositol-3-kinase activity; 1-phosphatidylinositol-4-phosphate 3-kinase activity. NCBI's taxonomy places the organism in Eukaryota, Metazoa, Chordata, Actinopteri, Pleuronectiformes, Soleidae. The coding region runs from base 435 to 3641 and encodes 1068 amino acids. Gene Ontology annotation, cellular component: phosphatidylinositol 3-kinase complex, class IB; cytoplasm; phosphatidylinositol 3-kinase complex, class IA.